Rotaria sp. Silwood1 is the source of this 1293-nucleotide messenger RNA. Lineage: Eukaryota; Metazoa; Rotifera; Eurotatoria; Philodinida; Philodinidae. The record is from the annotation of a GenBank genome assembly.
AUGUCCACAUCUGGUCAAAUAUUACAUGAACGUGCUCGUUCAUUAUUAACUUUAAUUGAUGGUCUUCAAAUUGAAAAUGAUUUAACAAGUUCACGUCGUACAGUAGAUGAUUGGCGUACAGAAAUGUUUUCAUUAAUAAAUAAUAUUCAUUUAAAUACAAUGAAUAAACUUGAUACAUUAACUAGUCGUUUACAUCAAUUAAAACAACGUCGUUCAGCAAUAUUAAGACAAGAUAUAUUACCAAAUUUAAGUAAAAUGGUUAUUGAAAGACGAAAAAAUUUAUCUGAACAAGAAUUAAAUGAUAUAAAAAAGAAAAUAACAAAAAUAGAUUGUGAUUUACAAGUAUUUGGAAGAUUAUUAAAUAAAGUUAGUAGUGAUGAAAAAAAAUUAGUUGAACAAAUUGAAGUACUUAAAAAUAUUCAACGUGAAAAUGCUCAAUUAUCUAUUCUUGAUAAUAUUUCAACACCAAAACGUCGUUUUACACUUGAUUCAUGUCAUUCACCAUUUAUAGCUGUAUCAGAAGAUAAUUCUAUGCUUAUUGAAGAUGAUAAUCAUCUUGUUUUAUUUGAUGAACAACGUCGUAUUAAUGAAAUUCCAUGGAAAGGACAAGAAGAUGAUUCAUUUAGUGGUUCAAUUAAAGAUCUUAUUUAUUCAAAUUAUCUUGAACAAUUUUGUGUUUUAUCAGCAUUACAUUUUUUUACACUUGAUCCACAUAUGUCAACAUUAGAAAAAAGUGAACAAUUAAGACCUUCUACAGGAAGUCAUUUUCAAUCACUUGCUUGUCUUCCUAAUGCAUCUGAUGUUUUUUUUGCUUUAACAACAUCUGGUUCACGUACAAAUAUUGAACGUUGGUCACUUAUUUCUGGUUCUUUGAUUAGACGAUGGUACCAUGAUAUAUUUGAAUCUGAUGAUCGUCUUAUAUCAUGUAUACGUGCUAAUGAAACAUGUUUAGCUAUUUGUAUAAAACAACAAAAAACUGAAAAAGGUCCUCAUAGUGAUAAUAAUCAAUGGCGUGUUGAUAUAUUUGAUUUUACACUUGUUCGAAUGUUUCGUGGUGUGAAUUUAAAAAGUGGUGGUUUAGGAACAUAUAUAACUCCAUUUGAUGAUCGAUCAUGGUUAACUAUCAAUGGUAAUGAUAUAUGGUUAUUAGAUGAACAAGGUGGAUUUAUUGAAGAAAAAACAAUAAAUGAACGUGAACAAUUACAUAAUAUUAUUGUUAAAGAUGAAGAUAUAAAUGGACAAAGACAAUUUAUAAUUAAAAUGGGUAAACCAGCUGAGUUGCGUGUUAUUUAG